GAGGCUGGGUCGGGGGAGCGAGCAGAGUCUGCGCCCGGCGCCCGGGACGAGGAAGAGUCGGACCUUCUCUACAGCCGCCUUCUGCGCCCGGCCGGGCUAUUAGCAAAAGAUGGUGGAUCGCUUGGCAAACAGUGAAGCAAAUACUAGACGUAUAAAUAUAGUAGAAAACUGUUUUGGAGCAGCUGGCCAACCCUUAACUAUACCUGGACGGGUUCUUAUUGGAGAAGGAGUAUUGACUAAGUUGUGCAGAAAAAAGCCUAAAGCAAGGCAGUUUUUCUUAUUUAAUGAUAUUCUUGUAUAUGGCAAUAUUGUCAUCCAGAAGAAAAAAUAUAACAAACAACAUAUUAUUCCCCUGGAAAAUGUCACAAUUGAUUCUAUCAAAGAUGAGGGAGACUUGAGGAAUGGAUGGCUGAUCAAGACACCAACUAAAUCGUUUGCAGUUUAUGCUGCCACUGCCACUGAGAAUUCGGAAUGGAUGAAUCACAUAAAUAAAUGUGUUACUGAUUUACUCUCCAAAAGUGGGAAGACACCCAGUAAUGAACAUGCUGCUGUCUGGGUUCCUGACUCUGAGGCAACUGUAUGUAUGCGUUGUCAGAAAGCAAAAUUCACACCUGUUAAUCGUCGUCACCACUGCCGCAAAUGUGGUUUUGUUGUCUGUGGGCCCUGCUCUGAAAAGAGAUUUCUUCUUCCCAGCCAGUCCUCUAAGCCUGUGAGGAUUUGUGACUUCUGCUAUGACCUGCUUUCUACUGGGGACAUGGCCACGUGCCAGCCUACUAGAUCGGACUCUUAUAGUCAGUCAUUGAAGUCUUCUUUAAAUGAUGUAUCUGACGAUGAUGACGAGGAUGAUAGCAGUGACUAA
Molecule: messenger RNA, 859 nt
Organism: Eubalaena glacialis (North Atlantic right whale)
Lineage: Eukaryota; Metazoa; Chordata; Mammalia; Artiodactyla; Balaenidae
Product: pleckstrin homology domain-containing family F member 2-like
Exons: 1
Coding region: 110-859 (249 amino acids)
Molecular function (GO): phosphatidylinositol binding; metal ion binding
Source: RefSeq, a predicted model, not a curated record